GCUUUUGGAGCUUAACGGCUCAAGGCUUUCCUUAUUCAACCAAAUAAAAGCCAAUAUAUCCUGUAAAUACCCUACUCACAGAAUCACAGAAAGAUGGAAACGGAGGGCGAUACAGAUAUAAAAAAGGAACUGAGUUAUUGGAUGGAAGGAGAAAUCAACAAUUUCAUAAAGGUAUGGCUAUCAAUUUAUGUUUCUUUAUCCUACUGUUACCUUAUAGCCAAGAUUAUUCCUAAAGGUUCUAGAAGACUCUUGGCUUUUAUCCCUGUCGUCUUCCUUUUCCUCUUCCUCCCUUUAAAGCUCCACACCAUUCACCUCGGCGGCCUCUCUGCCUUCUUCAUCGCGUGGCUAGCUAAUUUCAAGAUACUCAUGUUCGCCUUCAAUGAAGGCCCUUUAUCCGAUCCUUCACUCUCCCUCCCAAGAUUUCUCGCCAUUGCUUGUCUACCAAUUAAGCUUCAGAGCUCUCAAAAUCUAAACAAGAACCAACUUUCUCAGACCGAAAAAGGCCAUAAAUCAGUUUUCAACUAUGCUGUAAAGGGUUUUUUGUUGGCUUUGUUCAUCAAGUUCUACGAUUACAGUGAUUACAUACACCCAACGAUUAUGCUUGUUAUAUACAGUUUUCAUAUAUACUUUUGCUUGGAGAUUGCUUUGGCCAUUGCUGCAGCCAUGGCUCGGGCCCUUCUUGGAGCCGAGCUCGAGCCGCAGUUCAAUGAGCCAUACCUUUCGACCUCACUGCAAGACUUUUGGGGUCGUCGGUGGAACCUCAUGGUAACCCGUAUACUGCGACCUACAGUAUACAUGCCGGUACUCAGCUGGUCGACUAGCAUUUUGGGCCGGAAAUGGGCUCCACUCCCAGCUGUAAUAUCAACUUUUUUCGUGUCGGGCCUUAUUCACGAGCUCAUAUUCUACUAUUUGGGCCGCGUGAAGCCCACGUGGGAAAUCACCUACUUUUUCUUGCUUCAUGGCGUGUGUUUAUCGGUUGAGAUUGCGGUCAAAAAGUCAGUUAAAGGGCGGAUACACAUACCGAGGAUCAUUGCGUCAAUCUCCACCGUUGGAUUUGCGAUGACCACAAUCUUUUGGCUCUUU
Messenger RNA from Olea europaea var. sylvestris, 1083 nucleotides. Its product is annotated as acyl-CoA--sterol O-acyltransferase 1-like. The transcript has a single exon. NCBI's taxonomy places the organism in Eukaryota, Viridiplantae, Streptophyta, Magnoliopsida, Lamiales, Oleaceae. Gene Ontology annotation, biological process: lipid metabolic process. The record is from RefSeq and is a predicted model, not a curated record. The annotation marks the transcript as partial.